GAUGCGCUGCAGAUACAAUCAACAAACAAUGGCCAAGGCAAAUCACCAGCUCUUGGAAAUUAACUUGGAUUUUAUGACAUAUUUAGAGUCGUAGGUAAAUUUUAUGCGUUUUGUUUAAUUCUCUGCUUUAUGUUGGCACUUUAACUGCACUUCCUUACGCACUAUGUGGCUAGAAUUUCCACACUUUUAAGCUGGCACCGCAAGUGACAUGAUUUCCAAAAAAACUGCACUGGGCCACAAAAAUAUUAUUUUAUAUAUAUUGCACUUUAUAUCCGCGUGUGGUUUUCUUUUCGGGCGUGUAAACGUGAAAAUGCGAGUGGGCGGCGACGACGUAGCGGCGACGACGAUGCGCGCGAUUUUCUCGCGUUUGGCUGGCGGAACGUUCAAGAUGGCACUGCCGGGCGAUCCGCGCCGAUCGACUUGACAGUCCAUGGAGCCGCCCAGCGGACCCGUCGUUAUUUAUUCCGGAAUAUAAAUUAUAAGUAUAAAUAAUAUUUCGAUGAAUAAAACUUAUGCAUGUUCUAUGUAUCUUCUAUUCAGUAUUU
Messenger RNA from Drosophila melanogaster (fruit fly), 545 nucleotides. RefSeq lists its product as uncharacterized. Bases 311 to 424 code for a protein of 37 amino acids. The record is from RefSeq and is marked reviewed. The transcript has 2 exons. NCBI's taxonomy places the organism in Eukaryota, Metazoa, Arthropoda, Insecta, Diptera, Drosophilidae.